Messenger RNA from Priceomyces carsonii, 2559 nucleotides. It is a transcript of the gene COG4, whose product is annotated as Golgi transport complex subunit. Bases 1 to 2559 code for a protein of 852 amino acids. The record is from RefSeq and is a predicted model, not a curated record. NCBI's taxonomy places the organism in Eukaryota, Fungi, Ascomycota, Pichiomycetes, Serinales, Debaryomycetaceae. The transcript has a single exon.
AUGCUUGACUCCAAGCACAAUGAAGAUAUAUCUGCUAGAGUUUCUCUUUUGGAUCUCAAAUCCUCGGAUUCAACAAUAUCGUCGUUGUUAGAGUCCUUUCGACAGGCGCAAAGCACAAAAGAUUUACAUGAUCUCAGCGAACGUAUCAAUGGUGAAAUAGAGAAUGUCGACAAGGCUUUAAACCAAUUCAUGAUUAAAAAGAAGAACAGACAUCAUCAAGAGAUCUCAAACAUAGAUUUGAAAAGAGCACGUUUAUCCAGCACAGUGAAUCAUUCAGACGACCUUUCAUCUUUAUUAUCGUCCGCAGAUGGACUAGGGUAUUCACUUACCUAUAAGAUCAAAUCGUUGGACCGCGAGAUAGGAAAUGUGGAUAGUACUCUACAGUUUGUCAAAGACAUUCAGCUUUUGAGAAAUAACCUUAAUCAGGCGAACUAUGCAAUCGAACAUAGUGAUUGGGUAGUCGCAGCUGAAUGCAUUCAUAACAUCAAAAGCAAUCUCUCAGAAGACCUUAUCAAUGGGAGAUUUGCAUCUGUAGUCAUUCCUUCCACGGACUUGCCGGAGUUUCCUAGUAUCACUCUCGAUAAAUGGAUUUCUCAACUUACUUCUGAAUUUCAGAAGAGAUUCAGAGAAGCUUCGAAGGAGAGGAAUGUGCCUGAGAUAACCAAAUAUUUUCAAUUAUUCCCCUUGAUUAAUCAAGAGAAGGCAGGACUUAAUUGUUAUUCGGAAUUUAUUGGGGAAAUUAUUAGGGAAACAUCAAGGAAUUUGAUUAGCUCUAUCACAGGCGAAGCGCAAUCAAACCCAGGGUUAUAUUCGACAAUUGCAAUUGAACUUUUUGAAAAUAUAUCGAUUAUGUUAUCUCAACAUGGUCCAUUAAUCAAGAAAUACUAUGGAUUGACUUAUGAGAAUGCUAUUGCCUACGUUGUCACCAGAAUACAACAUGAGGUAGAUUCCCAAAUCGGCUUGAUUAGCGACACUUUCUACGACGUUCGUAAGAUUGACAAAAUACUACAGGAAAUUGAUCUCUAUUCUUUCCCAAUACUAUCUAGAAGGCAAAAUGACUACAAUGAUGAAAAUAACCAAUAUAUUGAUGUCGAAGAUAAUAUAUCUCUUGUGGAAGUCGGCGAUUUGGUAAAUGAAUUAGCAUCAAUCUUACAUCAUUGGUCUCUAUACUCAAAGUUCAUUACUUUACAAUACUAUAAGGAGGAUAGUAGUGAGCUUAAACUACCUAACUUAAUCCUUGAAUCAAAUUUCACUAGAAAGAUACAUGAAAAGUAUCUUCCAGCUUUUGAAUCCAUGUAUUGUUUCUAUUUUAGACGGUCUAUUGAAAAGUCCAUUACCAUUGAGGAACUUCCAUCCCUAAAUUCAUAUUUAAGCUAUUCGAACACUAUCAAUUCACCAGACCAAGCUCCUUGUUCGUCUGUUAUAGAGGAUACAACUUUAAUUUUAAAUAAUACAUUGAGAAACGUAAUUGAUACAUCCAUACCUUCUACUGUGAAACGGUUUAUUAGGUUUACUUUCGACGUGAUACAAAAUGAUCUCAUAAAUGGUUUUUUAAUUAAAAAUUUAAAUAACAACCAACCCCGGUAUAAUCAGACAUUAGGUUGGGUUCAGACACCGGUAUCUAAUGGAGUAUUAAGCGCUUCAGUGAGCCCAGGUGCUUCAAGAAGUGGGACACCGGUACCUGAGUUGGCAAGCUCUGGAAUGGGAUUUUUGAAAGGAGCAUCAAGUGCAUUCGGCAAUGUCGUAGGCAGUGGUGCCACAUCAGUAGCUGCUAAUAACACUGGAGGCACUGUCAAUAGUCUAAAACUUACAAAUUUUGUGAUAUAUAUCAACACUGUCGCAAUGAGUCAAGAAUAUUUCACUAAAGUAUUUGGAAAUGUCACAAAGAGCGGACAAGGAUACUUGAAAUCAGUGUUUCCAUUUGGAAAAGACAAUGAAAUAAUAGAUACUAUAUUGAAGGAUGAUUUUUUGACGCCAUUCGUUUCUAUUACUAACAAAAUUACUAACGACAGUUUGAUUAACUUAUACAAUCAAUCAUUCAAAAACAAGCUACUUAUCCUUAUAAAUGAGUUUUUGCCUGAUUCAAACGAGUCAAAUUACAUAUUGUAUUCUUCAAGUAUGCUUAACGAUUCAAGUUCCGUCUUAAGGUUCCAUAACUCCUGGAGAGCAUUAAUUGGACCAUACAAGCAAACAUUUCACAAGGCUUUGUUUAGUAAAUGGAUGAGGUUAUUGGUCGUUAAUAUUGCUAAUUUAAUUGAGAAGAAGUUGAGAUUUGCCUUGAAGAAGUUUAAAGUUAACGAGCUUGGGUCAAUAAAGUUAGAAAAAGAUUUGUCUCAAUUAAUUAAUGAAGUCUGCGAAGACAAUUAUGAGUUGCGUGAAAAAUUUAUCAGAGUUACUCAAAUAGUAUUGUUGGUUGGAAUGGACGACGAUGAAUAUGAUAUGAGUACUCAAAAUGAUACACCUCCGACAGAAGAUAAUGACCAGGAUAACGAAUACUCUGGAAUAAACUGGGUUUUGACUCCUGAGGAAAGAAGACAAAUCAGGAGCCACCGAAUUUAG